This is a messenger RNA of Cheilinus undulatus (humphead wrasse), 973 nucleotides long. RefSeq names its product ovarian cancer G-protein coupled receptor 1-like. Gene Ontology annotation, biological process: phospholipase C-activating G protein-coupled receptor signaling pathway; positive regulation of Rho protein signal transduction. Lineage: Eukaryota; Metazoa; Chordata; Actinopteri; Labriformes; Labridae. The record is from RefSeq and is a predicted model, not a curated record. The transcript is spliced from 3 exons. The coding region runs from base 1 to 933 and encodes 310 amino acids. Gene Ontology annotation, cellular component: membrane. Gene Ontology annotation, molecular function: G protein-coupled receptor activity.
AUGGCAAACAUCUCUGUGGCAAGCAUUGACUAUGCUGACUAUUAUGAUAUUUAUGUUGUACCUUGGGAGGAUUAUAAAAACAUCUUCUUCAUCAAGCAUGUAGUGACAUGCAUCAUUAUUUCUAUCGGUCUCCCUUUGUUACUCAUGGCCAUCUAUGCUCUCUACUCUCUGGUAAAGAAUGGUCAGGUGGCUCCAAUCUACAUCAUCAACCUUUUCAUAUCAGACCUCAUUCAGUUCUGCUUUCUGAUCGCUUUGGAGUCCAAACCUGAGGAAGUGAUGAUACAAAUUAUUCUGAACUGUAUUUACAUAUGUGGUCUAUUAACUAGUGUUGGCUUCAUGCUGUGUAUUUCACUGGAAAGAUAUUUGCUCAUCGCCCACCCACUGUGGUACCGCUUCAGACGAACCAUCAGGAUCUCUGUGGGGGUCUGUGUUGUAGUCUGGAUCAUACCUCCCAUCUUGAUUUUUACUGUGUUCACCUGGAAUACUGGGUUUGAUGUAAAAAUUAUCUUCUUCAUCUUCUUCAUCAUUCCCUUCCCACUGUUCAUCUUCUUCCUGGUUGGGACCCUCAGAGCUCUCUCUACUUCUGUCUCAGUCCCCUCUGAUGAAAAACGGAGAAUCGUGGCAAUCUUAGUCCUGGUGCUGCUGAUUUAUACUCUGCUGUUCCUGCCUUACAUUAUUGCCCUCAUUGCAGGAAAACAUAUCCAUGAUCUCACUCUAAUUGACCUGUCCACCAUGUUUGUAAGGCUGAGUCCACUUGCAGACUUACUUCUGUUUGUUUUCAUCAAAAAAGAGACCUUUGGGAAGCUUUGGACCUCUGUGUGCUGUUGCAGAAAGGAGAACAAUGACACCAACAACACCAGCACAAUCAAUCUAGACCACACAGAGACCAGUGGUUAUCAGUUAGGGGGGCGGAGCCAAAAAGUAGCUGAUUGAGCUGUUUUCAGAAGGUCACAAAUAUGGGGGUCAGAAGUUC